AUGGGUCGGGACGCCCUGGGAGCCUGCGGUUUCCCCCCUUCUGGAGAAGUGUUUGUGUCAAUCGAGAGUGAGAGGGACAACUGCGGGCGGACGCAGCCAGCGGGAGGAGUCGGGGGGAGGGGGAGUAGCUUGAAGAGCUUUUUAAAAAACGUCCUGGUGCAGCGGCUACAGUUCUGUGCGGCUGGAACAGCUCGGCACGGGCCGCCGCUCUCGCCUUCCGGGCCGCAGUUCGUUGCAGGCUGUCCCCGGACAAGCGUCCCUCUGUCCCUGGUCUCCUGGCCCAGUCCGCCGUCCCGGCGCGUCUCUCCCCAGUUCCGGUGGCUCGGUCACUGCUCCUGGCUGUUGGCUGGGCUCUGGAAGCCCCCUCGCCUUAAUGCAGCGCCCGCCGACGUCACGGCGGCCUGCGACCAAUCAGCGGCUCGCGGUCCCUCUGUAAACCAUUCUGCAUCCCCCGGCUGGGGAGAGUGCCGGGAGACCGCGUUUAGAGGAUCAGUGGCGGCGGCAACCGCGGCCCGGCGCGGUGCGGGCGGCGGGCAGCGAGGUGCCCGGGUCCCCUGCUGCUCCGGAGCCAGCCCACAGCGUCAGGCUCUGGAGACUUCAGCGCGUGAAGAUGAUACAGUACUCUUUGGUGCUGGCACUGAAGCAGCUCUCAGUCUGGGGCACGGCUUUGAAGGAAGGUUGCUAAGCCUGCUAAGUCCUAAUGCACACCAACAUCUUCUCCCUAUUCAUCCGGAAACCUGGCCUCACUUCUCCAGGAGCCUUCCCAGGCCCUCGCCCUGUCCUCACUUUACUCCAGAAGGAGUUACCUUCACUUUUGCACCAUGAGUGUGUCUCCACUGUUGAAUUUACACUCUGGCAACUUAUUGGCACUGUGUCUGUCUGCACGACUGCACUGUGAACUAUUCCUCUCUUCCUGGCGACCUGGAGCUGCUCA
Messenger RNA from Balaenoptera ricei (Rice's whale), 934 nucleotides. RefSeq lists its product as uncharacterized. NCBI's taxonomy places the organism in Eukaryota, Metazoa, Chordata, Mammalia, Artiodactyla, Balaenopteridae. The transcript has 6 exons. The coding region runs from base 1 to 825 and encodes 274 amino acids. The record is from RefSeq and is a predicted model, not a curated record.